Molecule: messenger RNA, 1206 nt
Organism: Brugia malayi
Lineage: Eukaryota; Metazoa; Nematoda; Chromadorea; Rhabditida; Onchocercidae
Gene: Bma-uba-5
Product: CG1749-PA, putative
Exons: 11
Coding region: 1-1206 (401 amino acids)
Biological process (GO): protein ufmylation
Cellular component (GO): cytosol; cytoplasm
Molecular function (GO): UFM1 activating enzyme activity
Source: RefSeq, a predicted model, not a curated record
AUGUCGAAGAAUUUGUCGGAACAGUUGGAUGCAUUGCACGCUAAACUGUUAGCGAUAGGAACUGACUUGAUAUGUGUGAAGAGAAGUAAUGUGCUAGAUACGAAUGCAUCUGUUAAACGACCCAAAAUUGAUGUAAUGAGUGCUGAAGUGAAUGAUUCUAAUCCGUAUAGUCGAUUGAUGGCUUUGAAGAAAAUGGGUAUUGUGAAAAAUUAUGAUGAAAUUCGAAAAAAAACAGUGCUGAUAGUAGGUGUUGGUGGUGUGGGAAGUGUUGUUGCCGAAAUGUUGACGAGAUGUGGUAUUGGAAAACUUAUUUUGUUUGAUUAUGAUAAGGUUGAGCUUGCUAAUAUGAAUCGUUUGUUUUAUCAACCACAACAUUCUGGUAUGAGUAAAGUUGACGCAGCACGGAACACUCUCAGAGAAAUCAAUCCCGAUGUAGAUUUCGAGACGUAUAAUACGAAUAUAACGACUGUAGAGAACUAUUCUCUAUUUGUUGACCGAAUUAGGAAAGGAAAUCUUACCGGUGAGAAGGUUGAACUCGUCCUCAGUUGUGUGGAUAAUUUCGAAGCUAGAAUGACUAUUAACACUGCUUGUAACGAAGAGAAUCAGAUAUGGAUGGAGUCUGGUGUCAGCGAGAAUGCAGUAUCUGGUCAUGUGCAGUGUAUGCGUCCUGGAUAUAGUGCAUGCUUUGCUUGUGUGCCUCCUUUGGUAGUUGCUUCAAAUAUUAGUGAACGAACCCUGAAACGUGAAGGGGUUUGUGCUGCGUCAUUACCCACCACUAUGGCGGUCAUUGCCGGUUUUCUAGUACAAAAUGCCUUGAAGUUUCUUUUAAAUUUUGGUGAAAUAUCUUACUGCCUGGGGUAUAAUGCUCUUUGUGAUUUCUUUCCUCGACAUCAAAUGUUACCGAAUCCUAGUUGUGAAGAUCGUUUCUGUCAACAAAGACAGGAAGAGUGUAAGCAAUUUGUAAAUGAAAAUGAAACUAAAGGCAAUGAAAAGACAGAAGACGAGAUCACACAUGAGGACAACAACUGGGGAAUUGAAGUGUUGGAUGAAUCACUGAUUGGCCCUACUAAUGGUUGUUGUAGUGGGCCUGGCGAAGGGAUACAAUUUGCAUAUGAAGCUCCUAUUAAAGAGGAUACGGAGAGUAAGGAACAAAUAUCCGAGAUGAAGAACUUGUCAGCACUCAUGGCAGAAUUAAAAAGCUUAUAA